This is a messenger RNA of Vigna umbellata (rice bean), 443 nucleotides long. NCBI's taxonomy places the organism in Eukaryota, Viridiplantae, Streptophyta, Magnoliopsida, Fabales, Fabaceae. The record is from RefSeq and is a predicted model, not a curated record.
ACAAGGGUUUGUUUGAUUCUGUGUCACAUGGAAUGGAUUAUUGGACUGUGGACUCUGAUGGGUAUCGUCCUUACAUGGUGCUGCUACUGGUUUCUGUGUGUCAAAAAGGAAAACGGUGACAGGGUGAAACAGAAGAAGAAGAAGAAGAAGAAGGGGAAAGUUCCAAGAGGUAACAAAGGUUGGCCUUUACUCGGAGAAACCCUUGAGUUCAUUGCUUGUGGCUACACCUCCAACCCUGUCAGCUUCAUGGAAAAACGCAAGUCUCUUGAAGGAGAGGCUUUAUGCAGAUGUAACAGAGAAAAGCCAGUUUUACCAUUAUGUGUUUCACUCUGUGGAAGGUUGAAGUAACGAACUAGAAAUUAAUGACAGGAAAAAUAACAAGGGGGGUAAAUUAGCAGUAAGAAGUAGUGAAGGAACAUAUUACCUUUGAAUGAAGUGAUGGA